Molecule: messenger RNA, 3386 nt
Organism: Rhodamnia argentea
Lineage: Eukaryota; Viridiplantae; Streptophyta; Magnoliopsida; Myrtales; Myrtaceae
Product: pentatricopeptide repeat-containing protein At1g80150, mitochondrial
Exons: 3
Coding region: 329-1540 (403 amino acids)
Cellular component (GO): chloroplast
Molecular function (GO): protein binding
Source: RefSeq, a predicted model, not a curated record
UUGCUGGUGUUCUGUCUCUGUUUGUCUGACAUUGAGGACGUUCUUGUAGCAGCAGCCAGCUGAUUUCUUGGAUUCUUCUCGUGUAAGAUAGAGAAAGACAUACUGCUCGGGAUUAAAUGUUAUUCGGCAUUGGGCUCCCGGGAAAUCUCGGAAAGGAGGCAUUUUUGACGUUUUCCGGUGAUUGCACUAGACUUUUUUUGUUGGGGGCGAUUCGAGUCCCUGUUCUUUUUGGUUUUAUUGUAUGGGCUGUGAACGUCGCCUGGAGUUUGUGUUUGGAUUGUUGAGUUCGCUUCGUGGGUAUGUUUCCGUGUGAAGAGAAUCCCAGAAUAUGCUUUCUCUGCGUCCCAUUCGCAGAUUUUGCCAUGCUGCCACCGCCGCCGCCACGGCCACCGCCAUUUCAUCGAACAGUAGUCCGGCAGCUGUAUCAAGCCAUAUUCACAAGGCAAAGACGAUAGAGGAACCUGCUCUGAUGAAGCUCAAAUCUGAAAGAGACCCUGAUAAGCUAUUUCACCUAUUUAGGGCGAAUGCUCACAACCGCCUUGUUAUUGAGAACCGUUUUGCUUUUGAGGACACGAUUUCUAGGCUAGCAGGCGCUGGUCGUUUUGACUACAUUGAGCAAUUGCUUGAGCAGCAGAAGGCCCUUCCACAGGGUCGCCGUGAGGGGUUCAUUGUGAGGAUUAUCAUGCUGUAUGGUAAGGCCGGAAUGGUUAAACACGCUCUUGACACUUUCCAUGACAUGCACUUGUUUGGUUGUAAAAGGUCUGUCAAGUCUUUCAAUGCUACAUUGCAGGUUUUGAUAGAAGCGCGUGAUUUAAUAGCUAUUGAGGCCUUCCUUAGCGAGGUUCCACAAAGGUUUAGUGUAGAGCUGGAUAUAAUAUCUAUUAACAUUGUUAUUAAGGCAUUCUGUGAAAUGUCUUUUUUGGAGAAGGCUUAUUUAGUCAUGGUACAGAUGGAGAAAUCUGGCAUCAGACCAGACAUAGUUACAUAUACUACGCUAAUGUCCGCUGCCUACAAGAAUAAUAGGUGGGAACUUGGUAACGGUUUGUGGAAUCUUAUGGUGCAUAAGGGUUGUUUGCCGAAUCUAGCAACUUUCAAUGUUAGAAUUCAGUACUUGGUAAAUAGGCGGAGAGCUUGGAAUGCUCAUAAGAUGGCUGCUUUGAUGAACAAAAUUGGGAUUGACCCUGAUGAAGUCACGUAUAAUUUGGUGAUUAAAGGGUUCUUCCUCGCGGGAUAUCCUGAAAUGGCCAAGAGGGUUUAUUCUGCAUUACAUGGCAAAGGAUACAGACCAAAUAUUAAGAUUUACCAGACCAUGAUCCAUUACCUUUGUAGGGGAGGCGAUUUGGAUUUGGCAUAUUCAAUGUGUAAGGACUGCAUGCGAAGAAGUUGGUUUCCUAGCGUCGAUUCCAUUAUUGCACUUCUCGAAGGCCUAAAGAAAAGUCAGCAGCCUGGGAAAGCUAAGAUGAUCAUAGCAUUGGCUCGGAAAAAGAUGCCACCUUUUUCUGAGAUACAGAUGGACUCUUUUCGGUCCAAAUUAUCCUAGAGACGAUUUUGGGCGGAUGAUGAACCUCUUAAAAUUAUUUCAGACAAUCAGUGCUGUCAUGCCUAACUUGAAAUUUCAGAGCACUGUGAUAUCAACAUGAGAUCAAAGGAGCAAGCGUAUAUCAUAAUCAUUCUAAGGAACAUUGGUUUCCCCAGCCUAUGGAUCUUGGGUUUUUUGCUACAAAAUGAGUGUUCCAGGUGGAUGACAACCAUGUAGUUGCCAUUGUUUGUAAUGUAAUCUCUCUCACUCUCUCUCUCUCCCUCUCCCUCACGACCGCGUGCAUGACCACGAGCAUGAAGAAACCCUUUGCAUGUUAAGGCUGUGGUUUCCUAGACUUCUCCAUAUAGAAUUAGUUUAGAGGAUGAAUUUGACAUUAACACUAGCUACCUCCUGAAAAUUGUCCCCAGUCCCCAUUGUUUGUCCUGAUAGAUUUGACUUCUGAGUUUUCUCAGUGGGCUUGUCUAUUCAGCUCUUUUCUGAGAAUGGAUGGCGAUGGACACAGAGGGACCUCGUCAGGCUGUCAGUGCAUCUGGCAUGGAAUGACCAGCCUUCUUUCAUGGCCUUGUGGUUGGACUAAAGGUGACCAUACCUCAAGGACAGAGGUUCAAGGCAUGGUGAGAGAGAGGUUUAGUCGGAAUAACUAGCACAGUUUCACGAGUACCUGUGUACAAGGUCUAUUCUAUGACUUAUCUUUUUGUAUUUGAUGAGAUCUAUUUAACAGAUUACAGGUACAUAAGCUGUAAUAUCAAGAAUUUUGUAUUGAAUUACAGAGAGAAUUUAGUUUGUGAUUAUGUUAACCUCUUCCAUUUUGGACUGGAGUUUGAUUACUGAGUAAAAGAUAUUGAACCUUUGAAUUUUACCUGAAAAGUAAGAAAGCACUCAUCAACGGAUCAUAUGGGCCUCUUUGAUGUCAUGAAUGGCUGAGGCAUGGUAGGCAUGCAAUGCAAUUUCUAUACUGCAAUUAAACUUUCCUUUUGAAAGAAGGCUUGCCCAUGCAUCUGGCUGACCAUAUUGUAAUCCUUUUGACAUAUUGGAAAUAGGAAUUAUGGGGCUUUUUGAACAUUUCUUUUUUGGAAAAUGAAGCAAGAGAGAAAUUCUAACUUCGAGCCUUGAAGUUGUCCUAGAAGUUCUGAUCAACAGGACAAGAUCGAGCUUGCUACAGCUUCCAUGAGAAUAGCUGCUGCCUCUGUUAGGAUACUGGUCAAGAGCAUAUAGCAAAUAACCAACAGAAGCAAUUCUUUUCUUUUUCAGUUUGAAAAAGAAAUGGUUGGUUUCGAGUUCUCGCGCUUGCUUCCUUACGAGGCUCUGAUUCUUUCAUGGUGGUCGCGUGGCAAUUAAAUCCUGCCACUGCAGUAGGGACCUAGCUCCUCUAUGAAGGUAAUAGAUAAGUGAUUGCUACCAACAUCUUGAACCCUCAGCCUUGGCACUUGUCUUGUUAUGGAGAUGAAUGCUUACUAUAUACCCAUCAAUACUUUGAUGCAAUAGGUAUGAGCCAGAAUUGUUUUCCAUCAAUUUCAGUCGCACGGCAUUGACAGAUUCUUUUGAUACGGCCUAUGGCUUCAAGUUGAAUGAUCAAGUAUUAGAGAAAGUGGAAAGUUCCAGAGCAAUAUGGAGAUACUUUUUGUCGUUGGCUAUGUUUUCAUGGAAAUGCUGUAAUUCUUUGGGAGCUGACCCUUGGUUCAGUCUUACUCUUGUUACUGAUAAUGUUGUUUAUAAGUCAUGGCUUCCUGUUGAUGCAUUGUAUAUGCACAAGCAUGCAACAUUUCCACUUGGCAUCUUUUAUUGAUUACUAAGGUCUAGGGCGGGCAUGUUGAUGGAGUUGCAAAGAGAACGCACCAAUGAGCCG